AUGGAAAGAGGAAGAGCAAGUUAAUUUUAUAGAGGAAAAAGAGGUGGCAGAGGAGCUACAGCAAAAGGUAAAGGAAGAGGUUAAUAUGAAUAUGAGGAAGUGAAGUAGGAAUCUAACACUUAAUUGAAUAAUGUAACUUAUGAUAUGCCAAAAAGUGCUUAGUAUAAAUAUGUUGCAAAAAAUCAACAUCAGAAGGACUCAAAUAUUCUUGAAGAAACAAAAAUGUAAUUAAGAGGUAGAGGAAAUAAUGAUGGAAGAGGAGGAGCUAAUUUUAUAAAUGGUAGAAGAUCAGAAAGCAAUUUUGACAAUGAUAUCAGUUAAGCAUAGGAAGGAAAAAAUAGAGCAAGAUUCUUUAUGAAUUAAGAAUUAGAAUAGAUAAGGUAAUUGACUGGAUAAUAAAUUGCUUAAAAAUUGUUAGAUUAUAAGGACCUCUCUGCUUCAUUUGAUGCAACAAAAUAUACUGUCAGAGGUUAUUCUCAUCUAAUUAAUAUUUGGCACAAACUUUGCUAUGAUAAAAGUAUUUAGUCAACCUAACUAAAUCUUAUAUCAGCUGGAUUUAUGGAAUCAAAAUUUUUUGAAAGACUCUAAAAUGAUUAUAUUAACGAUCUUAAUAAUAACAUCAGAAAUUUGAAUGACUAUAAGUUUAGACUUGAUGAUUUAAAGUUGCUUUUGGAAAUUUUCAUGAUCUUGAUAGAAAAGUUUCAAUCUAAAAUUCAAAAAAUUCCUAUUCCUGUAUUUGCGUCAUUUAUUAGGGAUGACGUCACGCUAGUUUAAGAGUCCUGUGACAUACUUAAUAUACAUGGUUCUUAGGUAAAGUUGCUUUAAGAGAUGGCAACUAAACUAUUAGAGAAGAGAAUGAUAUACCUAAAAGCCUCUAAAGAAGAGGAGAAAAAAUAAGAGGAGAAGAAAAAGCAAAUGAAGGGUGGAAACUAUAAAAUUAAGCCUUAAGAUAGCUUUUAAGAUAUUGAUGUUGUUCCAACUUCUCAUGAACUCAUAUCAGGUUAAUAACCUUUUCUUAGACAAAUGCCUGCGAAAGGAGACUUCGAUGAUACUCAUGAUUACUUAGAUAUCGUUUACAGGUUGCUUAGAGAGGAUGCUAUAAGACCUUUGAGAGAAGGGAUCGAUGUUAUGAAAAGAUAGUUAAGAGAUGCUGGAGUAAGACUUUACGAAAGUGCUUAUCUGCAAUACUUAUCUUUUACUAGGAAUAGUCCUGAUGUUGCAAUUACUCUAAGAAUUUAUGAGAAAGGGAAAUCGAACUGGAAUGCAAGUAAAAGAUUACUACCAGGCUCAUUGAUGAUAUUAAGCAAGGAUAAUUUCAAGACUCUUAACUUCUUCUUGGUAUGUGACAGAGAUGCUAAGUAGAUGGCUAUCACCUCCUAGAAGUAUAAUUAUGUUGAAAUAAAAGUUCAGCAUAUAUCAAAUGAAAUUUCUUAAAAAAGAGUGAUAGAACAGUUUGAUUCAGAUGAAAGUGAUGAUGAUUAAUAUAUGAGAUAACUUUACAAUGAAAAAGAAUCUCCAGUUCUAGAUUUUUAUCUUUAGCACAAAGAAAACUAGCUUAAAAUUAUUGAAUCAACUGCUUAUUUUGAAUCCUACAAUCAUGUACUAAAAAAAUUGAAGUAAAUUGAUAAAUGGGAAAACGUUCCCUUUGCAGAUUAUUUGACCGGUUAAAUAAAGAAAGAUAUCAAGCCACCAAUCAUUUUUUAGCAACUCGGAAAUUAAAAUAAAAGGCAAACUUCGAUAAAAACUAGGCUGCUGCUCUGA
Molecule: messenger RNA, 1761 nt
Organism: Stylonychia lemnae
Lineage: Eukaryota; Ciliophora; Spirotrichea; Sporadotrichida; Oxytrichidae
Source: the annotation of a GenBank genome assembly